AAUAAAUAAAACAAGGCUUUCACGUUUAAAUAAAACGUAAUAUACGUCCAUCGUCCAUCUCUAAAUUAAUAUUAAUCACUGUUAUUAUAAUCGCGUAACAAUUGGAUAAAAAAAAAUUAAAGACAAAAUAUAUAACAGCUGCCGUUUGAAAUAUAAAUUCCCCUCUCCUAUAAAUUAAAUUUUUUUACCUCUCUAGGCUUGGAGCCUUCCAGUUCUCAGUACAUUUCUCCGUUUGCUCUUUUAAUCAGACAAUAUAACUCGGUAAACUUGCAAUUAAACAAUGUCAAUAAUUAAAUUGUCCAUUCAAUUUAUUUUUAUUAUUUUACUUCCCGUUUGGGCAGAGACGGACAUUGAUAAAUAUUUUCCAGCUUACGCGGUCGCUAAAUACUCUCGGGGUUUAAAAAACUCGAGUUGUAAGAGUCAACUGGAGGAAUUUAAACUUGGAGUAGAUGCCAAGGUGCUUUGGAGUCUUAAAGUUUUAGAUGCUAGCGGUGAACCAAAACCUGGAUUUUUUUAUGGGAAUAAUUAUUGGCUCGGUUUACGGAGUCAAUGUUUUGAUUUGGAAAUAAAAGAGCCUUUGGAGUUGGAUCAAGAAUUUUUAAAAAAUAAUUCAAGGUACCGGAAAAAAAGUCUCGAGUUUCCACCCUUUCCGUUGAAUUACUUUGUUGUUAAAUUUAAUCACAACAGCACCAAUCAGUAUCACUUUAGGAUUAAAAAUGAGGACAUAAUAACAUUGGGAUUAUGUUUGCCCGAAUCUUGUCUACCAGAAGAAUUGACCGAAAUAAUUAAACAGAUCUUCGAUAAAAGAAUCCUUGCAAUCAGUAAUUUGUAUUCCGCAGACUUUACCCUUUUGGAAAUUUACGAUUUAAAAGACAAUCAUCAGUGGCUUAUCAAUUGGCGGAUAAUCUGUAUAUGCUGUAUCCUGAUUGUAACGGUGAUAAUGGCAGUGGUUGGAACGACUUGUGAUAUAAUUGUUAAUCAGCGACGUCAAAAAUCUAAGGACAAAAAAAAUGUUAUUAAGAAAAUAUUAAUUUGUUUUUCCGUAUAUACAAAUUCGAAAAUAAUAUUCAAUACUAAAAUAAAUAAAGAUUCUGUUGCGUCGAUUCACGGACUUCGUUUCUUCGGAAUGCUAUGGAUAAUUAUGAUCCACACGGUUUACUACUCAAAUGAUUACGUUGACAAUAGAACAACAGUCUGGCGAUUAUCUCAAGACUUACCCGCUCAAAUUCUCACCAACGGGAGUCUAUCUGUUGACACUUAUUUCUGUCUCAGUGGAUUCUUGGUCAGUUGGCUAUUUUUUAGUCGACAUAAAACCCGUGAAAAUCCACCAGUCAGAGAGCACAAAUUCCGGUGGUUAGAUUAUUUUGGACUGAUAGCUAAGCGUGUCAUAAGACUUACUCCAGCGUAUUUAUUAAUUAUCGGAAUUGCUGAAAUAAAUUUUGGAUGGUACGCUGAAACAUCAGCUUUCAGAAUAUCUGAAAAACCUCAAGAAAAUUGUCCCCUGUAUUGGUGGAGAAAUUUAUUGUACAUAAACAAUUUAUUUCCUUGGAAUCAAGCAUGCUUGUCUUGGAGCUGGUAUUUAUCAAACGAGAUGCAAUUUUAUAUUAUUGGAACUUUUUUACUUAUUUUAUCAGACUUAUAUUUUAAAAUAGCUGCUGGAGCUUUGAUCAGUUUUUUAAUUAUUUCAAUGGUAAUCAAUUGUAUAAUUUCUUCAACAUACGCUUAUACGACCAUAGAUACCCGUAGGUUAGAUCAAUUAUGGAAUCUAAUGGAUGUUGUAUAUUCACCUCCUUGGAUGAGAAUUGGCCCUUAUUUAAUAGGAAUUGUUGCUGGAUAUAUUUUAACAAAGCUCAAGGGUAAAUUAAUUCUCAAACGAAAAAUAUUAUGCUUAUUUUGGAUAAUAGGAAGCAUGUGUAAUAUUUUGACACUUUUUGGACUUUACGGGCGUCAUCUUUCAAUAGCCACCACUGCAAUUUAUGUUGCAGUAAGCCGAAUUACAUGGGCUAUAGGUAUAUCAUGGUUAUUAAUUGCCUGUCAAACCAACAAUGCCGGUUUUAUAAACAAAUUAUUAUCUUUUAAAAUAUGGAUACCUCUAAGCAGACUUACUUAUUGCGCGUAUUUAUUAAAUCCUCUUCUUAUUAAUUCUAUUUAUCUUCAAUCUGAAUCGGCAAUUCACAUAGACUUUCUUCCAACAAAAACCAUGUUCCUUGGAAUCGCCUUCAUGACUUAUUUUUGUGCAUAUAUUGCUACUAUUUUACUCGAGACUCCUUAUAUUUUAUUGCUUAAAAUUUUUAAGUCAUAAAUUUUGUAAAUAUAUAUUUUAUAAUUUGAAUAAAAUCUAAAAUUUAUAAUUGUAAAA
This is a messenger RNA of Cotesia glomerata, 2359 nucleotides long. RefSeq names its product nose resistant to fluoxetine protein 6-like. Bases 281 to 2302 code for a protein of 673 amino acids. The transcript is spliced from 10 exons. NCBI's taxonomy places the organism in Eukaryota, Metazoa, Arthropoda, Insecta, Hymenoptera, Braconidae. Gene Ontology annotation, molecular function: acyltransferase activity, transferring groups other than amino-acyl groups. The record is from RefSeq and is a predicted model, not a curated record.